AGAUAGCACUGGUAGUACCCAAGACAACUUAAUGUGGAAGUCUAUUCACAGCUAAUCAAGAGGAUGUUGCAAAACAUGAGUCACACAGCCUCCGGCUUUCUAGAAAGCAAGGACUCUAUAUAUACAGAGGGAGCUUCCUAGCUGAGAUAUUGAAGCAGCAGGAAGCUGAGAAGUCAUCACUUACCUUGGGCUGAGAAAGAAGACAAGGGCCAGUAUGCACAGCUUUCCUCCACUGCUGCUGCUGCUGUUCUGGGGUGUGGUGUCUCACGGCUUCCCAGCGACUCUAGAAACACAAGAGCAAGAUGUGGACUUAGUCCAGAAAUACCUGGAAAAAUACUACAACCUGAAGAAUGAUGGGAGACAAGUUGAAAAGCAGAGAAACAGUGGCCCAGUGGUUGAAAAAUUGAAGCAAAUGCAGGAAUUCUUUGGGCUGAAAGUGACUGGGAAACCAGAUGCUGAAACCCUGAAGGUGAUGAAGCAGCCUAGGUGUGGAGUGCCUGAUGUGGCUCAGUUUGUUCUCACGGAGGGGAACCCUCGCUGGGAGCAAACACAUCUGACCUACAGGAUUGAAAAUUACACGCCAGAUUUGCCAAGAGCAGAUGUGGACCGUGCCAUCGAGAAAGCCUUUCAACUCUGGAGUAAUGUCACACCUCUGACAUUCACCAAGGUCUCUGAGGGGCAAGCAGACAUAAUGAUAUCUUUUGUCAGGGGAGAUCAUCGGGACAAUUCUCCCUUUGAUGGCCCUGGAGGAAAUCUUGCUCAUGCUUUUCAACCAGGCCCAGGUAUUGGGGGGGAUGCUCAUUUUGAUGAAGAUGAAAGGUGGACCAACAAUUUCAGAGAGUACAAUUUAUAUCGUGUUGCGGCUCAUGAACUCGGUCAUUCUCUUGGACUCUCUCAUUCUACUGAUAUCGGGGCUUUGAUGUACCCCAGCUACACCUUCAGUGGUGAUGUUCAGCUAGCUCAGGAUGACAUUGAUGGCAUCCAAGCCAUAUAUGGAGGUUCCCAAAAUCCUGUCCAGCCCACCGGCCCACAAACCCCAAAAGUGUGUGACAGUAAGCUAACCUUUGAUGCUAUAACUACGAUUCGGGGAGAAGUGAUGUUCUUUAAAGACAGAUUCUACAUGCGCACAAAUCCCUUCUACCCGGAAGUUGAGCUCAAUUUCAUUUCUGUUUUCUGGCCACAACUGCCAAAUGGGCUUCAAGCUGCUUACGAAUUUGCCGACAGAGAUGAAGUCCGGUUUUUCAAAGGGAAUAAGUACUGGGCUGUUCAGGGGCAGAAUGUGCUACGCGGAUACCCCAAGGACAUCUAUAGCUCCUUUGGCUUCCCUAGAACUGUGAAGCAUAUCGAUGCUGCUCUUUCUGAGGAAAACACUGGAAAAACCUACUUCUUUGUUGCUAAUAAAUACUGGAGGUAUGAUGAAUAUAAACGAUCUAUGGACCCAGGUUAUCCCAAAAUGAUAGCACAUGACUUUCCUGGAAUUGGCAACAAAGUUGAUGCAGUUUUCAUGAAAGAUGGAUUUUUCUAUUUCUUUCAUGGAACAAGGCAAUACAAAUUUGAUCCUAAAACGAAGAGAAUUUUGACUCUCCAGAAAGCUAAUAGCUGGUUCAACUGCAGAAAAAAUUGAACAUUACUAAUUUGAAUGGAAAAUACAUUAUGUGAGUCCAAAGGAGGUGUUUUCCUGAAGAACUGUCUAUUUUUCAGUCAUUUUUAACCUCUAGAAUCACUGAUACACAGAAUAUAAUCUUAUUUAUACCUCAUUUUGCAUAUUUUUUUUACAAUUUAGAAUGUAGCCCUUUUUGUACUGAUAUAAUUUAGUUCCACAAAUGGUGGGUACGAAAAGUCAAGUUCAUGGCUUAUGGAUUCAUAUAGGCCAGAGUUGCAAAGAUCUUUUCCAGAGUAUACAAUUCUGACCUUGAUCCCAGAGAGCAGCUUCAGUGACAAACAUAUCUUUUCAAGAUAGAAAGAGACAGGAGACAUGAGUCUUCACUGGAGGAAAAGCAGCUCAAGAACACAUAUGCAGUCACUAGUGUCACCCUGGAUAGGCAAGGGAUAACUCUUCUUACACAAAAUAAAGAGUUUUAUGUUUGAAAUAAAGUCAACCUUGUUUCUAAUGUUUUAUA
Rhinopithecus roxellana (golden snub-nosed monkey) is the source of this 2120-nucleotide messenger RNA. RefSeq names its product matrix metallopeptidase 1 (gene MMP1). Gene Ontology annotation, molecular function: zinc ion binding; metalloendopeptidase activity. NCBI's taxonomy places the organism in Eukaryota, Metazoa, Chordata, Mammalia, Primates, Cercopithecidae. The coding region runs from base 215 to 1624 and encodes 469 amino acids. The record is from RefSeq and is a predicted model, not a curated record. Gene Ontology annotation, biological process: proteolysis; extracellular matrix organization; collagen catabolic process. Gene Ontology annotation, cellular component: extracellular matrix. The transcript is spliced from 11 exons.